AUCCAUUUAUUUUGUUGGAUUUAACGUCGCACCGACACACUUACAGGUCAUGCUUUGAUGGUGGAGGAAGACCAUAGAUGCCCCUCCGUGCCUAAUUUCAUCACCGGCGGGCACCUGGGUAGAACCACCGAUCUUCCGUAAACCAGCUGGACGACUUCCUCUCAUGAUGAACGGCACGAGUGAGGCACAUCCAUAUAGGUGAGGAGGGAAUGAUUUGAAGUCCGCGACUUAACCACUUGGCCACAGAGGCCCCAUUAAGAUAAUAUGUUUAAACAACGGUACGUGCUGAUGGUAUUGGUUGUCUGUUUACCCAUCUCCAACACCAAGGAACUCCGAUUGUUGGGGCUCCUACCCAUGACUGGUGAUGGCUGGAAUGGAGGCGUGUCCUGCUUGCCGGCUACCCAAAUGGCGCUCGAGGACGUAAACAACAAUGAUUUCAUUCUAUCUGAGUAUAAUCUGAAGUACAAAUGGAUUGACAGCAAGUGCAAUGAAGGUCAGGCUGUUUACAAAAUGGUCAAAUCUCUAUACGAGGAUCCAACGUACCACAUGAUACUUGGUGCUGGGUGCUCCGUGGCAUCUGAAGGUACUUCACAAGUGUCUUACCUGUGGAAUCUAACUCAGUUUUCGUACAGUUCGUCUUCGCCAAUCCUCUCGGACCGAAAACGAUUUCCGAAGUUUUUCCGCCUUGCGCUUCCGGACCAAAAACUUAAUCCGGCAAGGAUAGAUUUGAUGAACGAGUUCAAGUGGCAGAAAGUGGCAACAAUAAACCAAGCGCUAGAAUUCUUUUCCUCGGUCACGGAUGACUUUGUUAAAAGGGUCCAGGGAACGAAUAUCACGAUUUUAUCUCAGGAAAUCUUUAUGAACAAUCCAAUGACUCGGGUACAAAAUUUAAAGACUCACGAUGCUAGAAUAAUAAUGACUGCUGUGUAUGAAGACAAAGCCCGGGAGGUUCUCUGUGCGGCAUACAAAGUGGGAUUGUUUGGUCCAAAAAUUGUUUGGGUAUUUGUUGGCUGGUAUUCUUCAACCUUCUGGAAAGUCGGUCUUGAUGAUUUGGAAUGUACAGAAGAAGAAAUGUCAAUGGCUGCUGAAGGGUCAUUUAUCACAGGGCCGGUAUAUUCCAAUCCAGUUGAAGAAAGGGGAAUAGCAAAUUUAACAGCCAGGGAAUUUGCAGAGCGCUAUUACAGCCAUCCAGCAUACAGUGUGGACGCAAAAGAAUAAUUUCUAUGCAUACCAAUGUUACGACCAUAUUUGAAUAGCU
Molecule: messenger RNA, 1258 nt
Organism: Mercenaria mercenaria
Lineage: Eukaryota; Metazoa; Mollusca; Bivalvia; Venerida; Veneridae
Product: gamma-aminobutyric acid type B receptor subunit 1-like
Exons: 8
Coding region: 265-1218 (317 amino acids)
Biological process (GO): G protein-coupled receptor signaling pathway; gamma-aminobutyric acid signaling pathway
Cellular component (GO): membrane; G protein-coupled receptor heterodimeric complex
Molecular function (GO): G protein-coupled GABA receptor activity
Source: RefSeq, a predicted model, not a curated record